AUGAUUUCUUUCCAUAAGAAAACUAAUCUUGCUGAUUUAGUGAAUGAUGUCGACUUCUCAAAAACAAUGCUGACUGAGUACUUUUAUGUGAACCGAACAAAUAAAGAAGUUCAGAAUCUAAAGCUCUUGUACAAGCAGUUUCCUGAGUUUUUUGUCUGGAAACCAGCUAAAAAACGCUGGUCUCGAAGAAAGCAGCGAAGAGUCAUUGGAAGAUUAGUAUCAGUUAGUCCUACAGAGGGAGAACGAUAUUAUUUGAGACUGCUUUUAACUCACGUUCGUGCACCUACUUCCUUUGAUGAUUUGUUAACUGUUAAUGGAGUUCAUAUGAGUUCCUACAGAUUAGCUGCUUUUGAGAUGGGAUUACUUCAAUCUGAUACAUAUAUUGAAGAUACUCUUGAUGAAGCUGCUACUUUUCAGAUGCCUUCUUCAUUUAGAAGCUUAUUUGCUAUAAUGCUAGCUUUCUGUUCUCCAUCAAAUCCAAAAGGCCUGUGGGAAAAGUAUGAAAGUGAACUGUCAAGAGAUUUUCAAAGGAAUAGAUCAUUAACUGGUAAUAAUUCUGAUUACAUCAGAAUGUUUGCUCUUGAGGAGAUCAAUAAAUUCCUAGAACAAAUGGGUAAGAGUGUAGAUGAUUUUCACUUGGCCUUUCAUCAUCUUCGAGCUACAGCGGAUCAACAGAUUACAAAGGAAAUUGAGGCAGAAAGAAACAUUCAGUUUUCAGAAGAGGAUCUGCUCUUGCCUUCAAGGCUAAAUAUGGGACAGAAAUUUGCUUAUGAUACAAUUAUGAAACAGAUUUUUUCAACAGAGGCCAAAAGUUUUUUCAUUGACGGGCCUGGUGGAACCGGCAAAACAUUUCUUUAUCGUUCACUUCUAGCUACAUUGCGCUCCCAAGGUUAUAUAGCCAUUGCUGUGGCGUCGUCUGGAGUUGCAGCCUCCAUUCUUCCUGGAGGAAGAACAGCGCAUUCGCGCUUUAAAAUCCCACUUGAUAUGUCUGAAGUUAGACCAUGCCAAAUUAGCAAGCAAAGUUCUACUGCUAAAUUGAUUGUCCAGUCUAAACUCAUUCUGUGGGAUGAAGCCUCAAUGGUUAGACGAGAAACGAUUGAAGCAUUCGAUAUGCUUCUUAAAGAUAUUAUGGAAUGCAGUGAUCCUUUUGGCGGCAAAGUAGUAAUUUUUGGAGGAGAUUUUCGGCAAACCUUGCCUGUCAUUCAGAAUGCAACAAGAGAUGUUUUAGUACAAGCAAGCUUUGUUAAUUCGCCUCUGUGGAGCACUUUACAGAAAAUUACUUUAACAGAGAAUAUGAGAGCUGUUAUGGAUCCUCCAUUUUCUGAAUUCUUGCUCCAAAUUGGAGAAGGCCGUCAACCAGAAGAUGAAGAUGGGAAGAUAUCUUUAUGUAAAGAUAUGGUGAUUCAUUAUGAUGGCAAAGAUACUGCUCUUACCAGGUUAAUACAAACUGUAUUCAGUGACCUAAACGUGUAUUCCUUGGAUCCAUAUCAAAUGAUCAACCGUUGUAUUCUAUCGGCAACAAAUAGUGCUGUUGAUGAUGUCAAUCAGACUAUCAUUGAUAGGUUUCCUGGAGAACCGCAUGUUUAUACAAGUACUGACAGGACUCUUAACGAAAGGGAUCAAGGUGACUAUGAAGACUUGCUUAAUUCUCUCAACCCGAAGGGAUUGCCUCCUCAUAAGUUGAUUUUGAAGAAAAACUGUCCGCUAAUUCUUGUGAGGAACUUGAACCCAACAGAAGGUCUUUGUAAUGGUACCAGACUAAUAUGCAAGGAACUGCGACAGAAUACCAUUUGUGCUGAAAUAGCAGUAGGGCAGCACCGUGGGAAACAAGUUUUCUUGCCAAAGAUUCCUCUUCAAUCCUCUGACAGCGAAAAAAAUGGAAUCCCUUUCAAAAGAACUCAAUUUCCUGUCAAAUUAUGUUUUGCAAUGACAAUUAACAAGUCUCAGGGACAGACUCUGGAUUAUGUCGGAAUAUAUUUGCGCGAGCCCGUUUUCUCUCACGGGCAGUUAUAUGUUGCCCUUUCUCGAGCAAAAACUUCAGCUGCAGUGAAAGUGUUGAUAAUACCAGCAACUUUUCAUGACAUGGUUACUGAGUUCAGAACUAGAAAUAUUGUCUUUCAUGAAGUUCUUGAAUUAUCUAAGCAGUAG
Molecule: messenger RNA, 2148 nt
Organism: Coffea eugenioides
Lineage: Eukaryota; Viridiplantae; Streptophyta; Magnoliopsida; Gentianales; Rubiaceae
Product: ATP-dependent DNA helicase pif1-like
Exons: 2
Coding region: 1-2148 (715 amino acids)
Biological process (GO): DNA repair; telomere maintenance
Molecular function (GO): DNA helicase activity
Source: RefSeq, a predicted model, not a curated record